AUGGACUUGCAAAUUAUUGCGAAUUCAACCGAUCAAGAAAUAGAUAGUUCUACUCUUUAAAAUCAUGAUCAGUAAAUAGAUUUUAAUUCGAAAUAAAAUUAGAAUAACCGAAAACAACUUGAUUCUAGAGUAUGCGGCAUUUUCCUCCUCUCCAACAAAUACUCUAUCUUGGAACCUAAAGAAACUUAUAUACUAAUUAAAAACAAGGAUCCAAUGAAGAUAAGUUUGAUAAAAUAAACAAGCGAUAGGUUAAAAGAGACUCCAAAAAAUUAGAUAAUUCUUGAUCAUAAUACAGAUGAGAAUAUUGAAAAGAUAAGAGAGAAUCUAAUUGAAAAAAUCCCCGGUUAUGGAAGAAAUGGGAUUAUAGUACUCUCUGACAAUAGAGAUAAUGAAUUUCUUUACAUUAACCCUUGUAAUGGAAAAAAAUAUAGAUAGUAUGAUGACAAAGGGAAUCGCUAUUUGAGGAGCGACAUAUUGUACAAAACAAUAUCAAGAGAUAUGAGAAAAUUUUUUUCCAAAGACUUUAAUGCAGUCACAGGAUUUAUCUUGAUAAAGAAUCGAAAAGAAAACUUUUUCUUCCUUCGAUAGAUUGGUAGUUACCUUCAAUACAGAUUUCCUGAACUUUAUUCUAAAUACUAAGUCCAGGAGAAAUAAAUAAACUAAGACAAUAAUCUAAUUUUUAAUGAUUUGAUAUUAUUCUUUGGAUGCCUAAUCUACCCAAAAGAAGUAUAUAAAUCACUAAUAAUCUAAAAUGGAAAUUCAAAAAAUGAAGCACCCAAUGAAUCAAUAGAUUGCAGAACAAAAAUGAAUACGAUCUCUGAAUCAAAUCUAAAAAAAAUGUUCCAUCAAUCUCUUAAUAAAUUUUCUCUAGAAAAACUAUACAAAUUGAUAAACACAGAGUUUUAUGCCUAUUUCUUUUGUCAUUACUUUUCAAAGCAAGUAUUAAGGACUGAUUACCUAGAAACAAAGAAAUAUAAUUUAGAUAACUCUAAUGGAAGUCAUUAUCCAGCAUUUGUGUUAGCCUAUAAUUUGUUACUCAAUUUGAGCUAAUUAACCUUAAUAAAAUCAAUCAGAAAAAUUAAUGAAAAGUAGAAGUAUGAGCAAGAGCAAUAUUAGUAAAAUAUGAUAAAUUUUGUGCAUUUAAAGCCUAAAUCAAUGAUUUUAUUCAGGAUAACCAAAGAAAAUCAAUCAAAAAUUGAAUUAUUCCAGUGUCAGACAUAAAAAAGAAAGAAUUUGAAGAAAAGAUUUUCAGGUACUAGAAUUUAAGAAUUAGAGAGAGUAAUAUAAUCGGGAAAAUAAAUUUGA
Molecule: messenger RNA, 1305 nt
Organism: Stylonychia lemnae
Lineage: Eukaryota; Ciliophora; Spirotrichea; Sporadotrichida; Oxytrichidae
Source: the annotation of a GenBank genome assembly